AUGUCCGAUCAAGCUCUUCCUCACGGCUGGUAUACUCGCCUCUCGUACUACACUCGACCCAAGCCGGCAACUCCUCCAGACUUUGAGCAGCCAACCAUGACAAAAGACGCGUCGGGAAUCGCGAAAUUGCUCAAUACUUUGCAGAUCCCGGGCUAUCAGAACUACUCCGUGCUACCUGCAGGAUUGAAAUGGCGCUCGAACACGUUUUUUAUCAUCGCCACGGUGGCCAUUGGUCUCUUCACGGAUCUGUUUCUCUAUGGCUUGAUUGUGCCAGUCCUGCCGUUCAUGCUCGAGGAUCGAGUCGGCGUACCAGAAGAACAGAUUCAAAGCCUCACUUCUGGACUCCUGGCAGCUUAUGCAGCUGCUAGCGUAUGCUUCUCGCCUGUUGCUGGAAUCCUUGCAGACAAAGUGGCUACACGACAAGCUCCAUUCCUCUUCGGUCUGUUGUCACUUCUCGCGUCUACUGUACUGUUGUUCUUGGGCACUACAGUACCUGUUUUGGUGCUCGCCAGAAUUCUACAAGGCAUCAGUGCUGGGUUUGUCUGGACCAUUGGCCUGGCGUUGUGCUUAGAGACUGUUGGUCCAGAGAAUUUGGGCAAGACGAUUGGUUCGAUUUUCAGCUUCAUUGCAGUCGGAGCUCUUGCUGCCCCGAUCUUGGGUGGCGUGCUUUACGAGAAGACAGGUAUCAAGGGAGUCUUUGCCCUUGGUGCCUCCAUUCUCGCCGUGGACUUCAUCAUGCGACUCCUGGUGAUUGAGAAGAAGAUUGCGAACAAGUACUACGCGGAUGACCCAAGUACAGUCAGUGACUUAAACACCACUCGCGCAAAUGGUCAGAGGAACGAGCAGUCGCAAGAUACCGAAGCCCAACCCAAUGGCGAAACCAACGAUGAGGAGCAACCACUUCUUGGCGGCAAACAUCCAGACGAGACUUACUACAGACUAAAGCCUCGCGAGGAGUACCCAAAGCUUGUACAGUGGAUUCCAAUUCUGCCCUGCUUGUCCGAUCCGAUGCUCCUGACCGCGCUUCUGGUCGCUAUGAUCCAGGCUGUACUUCUUGGCUCUUUCGACAGCACGAUCCCUACUGUAGCGAAACAAUUGUUCGGCUUCACUUCACUACGCUCCGGCCUACUCUUCAUUCCAUUGGGCGUCUUUGACUUCCUUCUCGGGCCAGUCUUUGGGUGGUGCGUCGACCGGUUCGGUACCAAACCCGUCGCAGUGCUCAGCUAUGCCUUCCUUGUCCCAGUCUUGGUGUGUCUGCGCAUUCCUCAUGAGGGAGGAACAGAUCAGAUCAUCGUGUACGCUGUGCUUCUUGGACUUUGUGGCAUCGGUCUUGCUGGAAUUGGAGCGCCAAGUAUCGUUGAAGCUGGCGCGAUUGUACAGAAGUACUACGAGGUCAACCCGGAUUACUUUGGCGAGAAGGGACCUUAUGCUCAGCUCUAUGGCAUGAGCAAUAUGGUGUUCUCGUUUGGCUUGACUGUCGGACCUGAACUAGCUGGCGAGCUCAAACAGGCGAUUGGCUAUGGCAACAUGAACAUCGUCCUGGCCGCAGUAUGCUUGAUCACAAGUAUACUUUGUUAUAUCUUCAUUGGGGGUAAACCAAGAGUUUUGAGAAGAGAGAAGAGAAAUACGCAUCUAGCACGGAAGAGAGCAUGA
Messenger RNA from Cercospora beticola, 1653 nucleotides. RefSeq names its product MFS transporter. The record is from RefSeq and is a predicted model, not a curated record. Gene Ontology annotation, molecular function: transmembrane transporter activity. Lineage: Eukaryota; Fungi; Ascomycota; Dothideomycetes; Mycosphaerellales; Mycosphaerellaceae. Gene Ontology annotation, biological process: transmembrane transport.